AAGUACUCUUUUUCGAAGAAAUAUACGUCUCAAACAGUUUUUUUACGCGAUCUUUGUGCCAUCCACGUCUCUUUAGCCCCAACACGAGGUUUUAUUGAGGUUGUCAUCGUUUUGUUUCACGAGAAACGACAUGUUGAGAUCGAGAAUGUUUUUUUCUCGCUGUGACGCUUGUUGUUUUGAUGACCAGAAACCCACCGAGGGCACUUUUGUGUGAUAAAACAAGUUCUUUAAUUGGCGAAAAUGGCUUUACUUAACGCGAAAAUGUGGUUUAAAUGAUUUCGUGGGUUAUCGUGUCAUUCAUUUAGAACGGAACAGCGGUUGCGUCAUGCCUCAACUUGUUGACAUUCUUUUGUUUACAGCGUUAGACCCGAGAGGCUGUGGGUUCGAGCCGCGAGCGUUCUUCUGCUCUUUAAAAAGAAAGGACAAAGUAGGCCUGCCCUUUAACUCGUGUCCUUUGAACGUGGUGCCGUUUAAUCCAUUUAUUAGUUGCAUUACCAUUGCAUUCGGGGCUGUGAAGAAAAAAAAAACAUCAGCGCUUUUUACAACAGAUUGCGAAAAUAACAAAUAAGUACUUGUUGGUGAGCUAAUUCAUUCGAUGUUGACAGCAAAGCGUUUCUUUCAUAGUGUUGUCGCAUUUCUUGAAGAAACUCCACAUUUGAAAUGUGUAUAAAACUAUUUUGACACCAAUAUUAAUUCGUGAAGUUACAUCUGCAUUUUAACGUAUUUUAGUUUCUGUAUGACAUUUUUCAGGACCAGUUUUUAUGUAUUUAUCACUUUAGCUCAGCUGCGCAGUUAUGAAUGAAUGAGUGUUGGUGCGCAUGCGUCAAAUCUCAAAUUUAUAAACAAGGCCUCCGCGCAGAAAUAGUCACGUGACUUUCAACAGAGGUAUAGUACAAACAAAGGAUUCAGUAAAGGCUGCUACAUUUUUCAUUAGAUUACUGUUAUCAAUGAUUAAAACUAUUCCUGUCUGGACCACUUAAUGUGUAUGAUGUAAUUGGUAUUUUAUAAUAAAAUCUAUUAUCGUGUCACAGUGAAACACGAUUUAAAUGGGAUAGACUCACUAGUUUGACACCAUAUUCAUGUAACAGUUCGGACCCGAAACUUUAUUAGGUAUCUUUUAAAUAUAUAUAGUUCAGCAGCUGUUACAACUUAAUUUUAAAGUAUUUCAUGUUGUCUUUUUGUUUUGGCUGAACCAGCUGAUGCCUGAACAAGUUGGAUGACGGAAGCUAAAUAAGCGACACCCCUGUGAGGUCUUUUGUAUAUAAAAAUAAUAAACAAAAGAAUACCUGCAGAAUGGAUGAAUCAUUUGAUCCACUCAAGUGUAAUGAGGACCUUCCUUCCUCACCAGGGUGCCACAUGGAAUACGAUGACAUGCCUGAGCUGCAGGAGGUGGAGGAGGAUCAGAGGUCUCAGGGGUUAUUUCAGGUUGGAGCUGUGUCUCACCAGGAGCUCAGCUGCUCGCCUAACACCAACUGGCUCACUGAGUUAGCUAACAUCGCCACCAGUCCUCAGAGUCCUCUGCUCAAGGAUGCUCCCCACAUGAGGUCAUCUCCUGUUCACAUCUUUGGAAGCAGCAAUAGUUUACAUUCCUAUGCUCGGCCCCCGUUAGCCAGCAGCGCACCCAACCCUUCCAGAGGCCACUUCAGGGAGCGCAGGCGUGUCAGGGCCAGCAGUGAGUCAGAGUCCGGGGUUUUCUCCAUGUCCUCGUCAUUUUCUGAUGAUGAAGACAUGGCAUGGUCUCAUUCCUGGCCCUCCACAACCUGGCACUGCUUCCUCAAAGGAACUCGCCUGCGCUUCCAUCGAGGUCCUAAUGUGGAAUGGCAGGAAGCUGAUGAACUGGGGGAUUCAGAUGAUGACUCGGAUGAUGAAGCCAUGAUGCAAUCCUCAUUUUCUCUCAAGAGAUAUGGUUCAGAUGGACUUCAACUGGUCAACCAUGAAGAAACAAUCUCUUUUGGCCAGGCAGUUCUUAAACUGACCUUUGACCCUGGCUCACCAGAUAAUGGACUUCUAACAGCUGAAUGCCGAUUGGAUCACCCAUUUUUUGUCAAAAACAAAGGGUGGUCAUCCUUUUAUCCAAGCCUUACCGUGGUGCACCAUGGGAUUCCAUGCUAUGAGAUGCAGCUGGGAGAUGUAUGUCUGCCACCAAACCACCCAGAUGCUAUUAACUGUGACGACUCCGUUGUUUUUGACACUUUCAGAAGCUACGACUUCACCCCGCUAGAUUCCUCUGCAGUGUACGUUCUCAGCAGCAUGGCUCGUCAGCGCAGGGCUUCUCUGUCCAGCGGGGGUGCUGUCAGUCCAGACUGUGAUAAACUGGAGCGGUCCUCCUCCCCACAAUCCUCCAGUAGCAAGUCACACAGGAGCCACUACUCAGGGACUGCCAGUGGUGCCACUCCUACAAAAUGCAAGCGGCCAAUGAAUGCCUUCAUGCUCUUUGCCAAGAAAUACCGUGUGGAGUACACACAGAUGUAUCCAGGGAAGGACAACAGAGCCAUUAGUGUCAUCCUUGGUGAUAAGUGGAAGAAGAUGAAGAGUGAAGAGAGGAGGAUGUACACCAUGGAAGCCAAGGCUUUGGCCGAGGAGCAGAAAAGACUCAAUCCCGACUGCUGGAAACGUAAACGAACCAACUCGGGUUCCCAGCAGACCUAGAAGAUCCCCCAGAAUCCUCAUCUGCUGGUGUUUUUACACAGAGGUGCUGAAUUUUCUGGACCGCUCUGCGUCUUUGCUCUCCUGUAUUGUUGAGAUUUAACUGUGAUGCUGACUUCACUUGCUUUUGUAAUCUUGACACAUUAUAACUACGAAACAGUUAUAAAAUAUAUAUAUGAAAUAUGUAAUCUAGUCAGUAACCGUGCAUAUAUUUUCUUACAUCCUUUGUUUCAGCAACAUCUUAUUCCCUUCAAAGAAAAUGUGUGAAACUUGUAUUUCAGGUCAUUUCUUAUUCAGUGGCGGGCAAAAACAAAACCAAGAUGCUUUAAAAGAGAAAUAGGGAAAGCAUCUAUUUGUAACUAUGAAAGAACAUUUUUAGAGAACUUUUUUACGACUAUCCAUAUUGAUAUUUUUAAGAUGAAAUAUAUUGGACAGAUUUUUAACCCAUACAGUUUGUACAGUCUCUGAUUAAGUCUAUCCACCCAGUUGGAGGUGUUACAGUACAUUGCAAAAACACUUCAGGUUUUUAAUGUAAGUGGUUAUUUUCUUCUGCACUUUAUAAAAAAUAAUGUAACCGGGUCCCAUACAACUAUUGUAUACUAGUUAAACUAACCCCAUUUUCAGGUUGGCAUGUCUUUUAAGUGCUUUUGUUCAUAAUGUACAGGUCUCAAUGCACCAACAACCCCUUGCACAAAAUUAUCGUUGUAUGAUAUUAUAAAUAAUUUUUUAAACUUUG
This is a messenger RNA of Nothobranchius furzeri (turquoise killifish), 3382 nucleotides long. NCBI's taxonomy places the organism in Eukaryota, Metazoa, Chordata, Actinopteri, Cyprinodontiformes, Nothobranchiidae. The record is from RefSeq and is a predicted model, not a curated record.